This is a messenger RNA of Abrus precatorius (Indian licorice), 3180 nucleotides long. RefSeq names its product two-component response regulator ARR12. Gene Ontology annotation, biological process: cytokinin-activated signaling pathway; phosphorelay signal transduction system. The record is from RefSeq and is a predicted model, not a curated record. Gene Ontology annotation, molecular function: DNA-binding transcription factor activity; DNA binding. The transcript has 4 exons. NCBI's taxonomy places the organism in Eukaryota, Viridiplantae, Streptophyta, Magnoliopsida, Fabales, Fabaceae. The coding region runs from base 639 to 2747 and encodes 702 amino acids.
AGCUUCUGGGUUUCCACAGAACAGAGACUUUCUCAAUAGUUCCUUUGUAUGCAGAGAAAGAAAUGACCGUAGAGCAUAGAAUGGAGGAUUCCAGUGACCAGUUUCCCAUUGGAAUGCGUGUUCUUGCCGUCGACGAUGACCCCACUUGCCUCUUGGUUUUGAAAACUCUCCUUCGAAGAUGUCAAUAUCAUGGUCUGCUUCUUUUGCUCUGAAUCUUCCUUAUUUGUUAUUCUCGAUUUGGGGUUUUUAUUUGUACUUUGUUCAUUUUUAUUUUGAGGUUCUGUGUCAAAAAAAUGUUUUUUCGGUUGUUCUUCGAUGUUUUCUAACAAGGGGAGCUUCUAUUAGUGAAAUUUUUUGUUUGUAGGAUCUUUCAGUUCAGGUUUUCGGUCAACCCCACUCCAAUAUGUUGUCGAGUUUUCAUUUUUCUUCAUAGUUUUUAGUUUUAUGUUGUUUCUGAAAUGUUGGUUGAAUUGUUCUACUUCUUGUGGUAGUUUCUGUAAUAGGUUACAAAAGUCUGAAGCUUACCCUUCGUCUUUUCUUGUUUAUUUAUUCUCUUGGUUUUGCUUCUUUUUUGUCUGUUAUUGCUUGUUUUUCGAUGUGGGAUCUAACUAUUUCUUCAGGAUUUGUGAUUUUCUUAGAUGAGCAUUCUGCAUUUGUUUUUGUGUUCUGGAUGUGUAUGCAAUGUGCUAGUUUGCUCUUUCAGAAUGAUAAUUCUCUUAGCUAUGGCCGAGAGUGCAGUAAUCACGACUAGUCAAGCAAGAACAGCGUUGGCGCUGUUGAGAGAAAACAAGGACAAGUUUGACCUUGUAAUCAGUGACGUGCACAUGCCAGACAUGGAUGGAUUUAAGCUUCUUGAGCUUGUUGGACUUGAGAUGGAUCUUCCUGUCAUAAUGUUGUCUGCAAAUGGUGAUACGAAGCUAGUGAUGAAGGGGAUUUCUCAUGGAGCCUGCGAUUAUCUGCUGAAACCAGUGAGAAUGGAGGAGUUAAAGAAUAUUUGGCAGCAUGUGAUUAGGAGAAAGAAGUUUGAUUCAAAGGAGAAAAACAAAACCAGCAACCUUGACAAACCUUCUGAUAGUGGCAAUGGACUAGGGUCAGCAGGAGCAGGAAAUUCAGAUCAAAAUGGAAAGAUGACUAAAAAAAGGAAGGAUCAGGAUGAAGAUGAAGAUGAGGAGCAGGAGAAUGGUCAUGACAAUGAGGACCCAUCUACCCAGAAGAAGGCACGGGUAGUUUGGUCUGUGGAGCUGCACCGCAAGUUUGUUGCUGCUGUUAAUCAGCUAGGCAUUGACAGUAUGUUCUUCACUCUUCUACAACAUAAAACAAUUGUUAUAUUUUUUUAUCAGUGUCUUCAUGAGUUUAUUCAAAUCGUUUUGCUGGCAGAGGCUGUACCUAAAAAAAUUCUUGAUUUGAUGAAUGUUGAAAAGCUUACGAGGGAGAACGUGGCAAGCCAUCUCCAGAAAUAUAGGCUAUAUUUGAAAAGAAUUAGCUGCGUGGCCAACCAACAGGCUAAUAUGGUGGCGGCCUUAGGGGGUGCAGAUUCAUCAUAUUUGAGAAUGGGUUCUGUGAGUGGAGUUGGACAUUUACAAACAUUGAGUGGUUCUGGACAGUUCCAUAACAAUACUUUCCGAUCCCUUCCACCUGGUGGGAUAAUUAGUAGAUUGAACACUCCUGCUGGUUUGAAUGUCCAUGGAUUUCCAUCUUCUGGAGUGAUUCAGUUGGGUCAAUCACAAAAUUUGAACAACUCCACCAAUGAUCAUCUUAAGUUCCGGUCAGCCAUAGUUUCUGUUAAUCAGAAUGGUGUUCAGGGAAUGCCAGUGUCUGUAGGGCUUGAUCAAAUGCAAAACAAUAAGGGUGUUAUGUCUGUUCAAAACCUGACUGCUGUUUUUGAUGCCAAAACAACUUUUCCCAUCUCAAAUAAACUCCCUGAUCCACGGCCAAAAAUAACCGCCUCUGGCCCUCACACUCCGCAUCUCGGUAUCUCAAACAAUGCUUUGACAUUAGAACCACACCCUCAAGGCACACAAGGGGGUAUGAGAUAUGAAAAUUCUUCUUCAGUAGCACCUCAACAUUCAGAAUUUUCUUUGGCUUUGCUGGAUCAAGGUAGGUAUACUGAUAAUUGGUCAAAUGCGGUGCAGCCAUCUGUGAUCCAGACAAAUACUUACCCUCCAAGUGAAAGUUUUAGACAGACAGAUAUACCUCCAACAGACAACACGGCUUCUUUGCCCUUGCAAGGGGGGAAUCCAAGUGUUCCAUCCAUCACUUCAAUGUCUAGGCAACCCCAUGAUUCAAUGGCAGAUAUGCACUCUGAAGGAGUGAAUUUUACUAAUAGACCUGCACAUAUAAGCAGUAAUAUGCCAUUUCAAGGGUGGGAUGACCAUAAUCAGGGUGCUACUUACCAUUCAAAUAUCAUAUGUGGAUCAAUAAACACACUGACUCCAGUUAAUGGUGCUGCUGUUCCAGCAGGUCAAACUCCAACAAUCUCAACCUUACAGAGAAACUUGGACUUCAAUUUUUGUGAUCCCUUACAAAUGAAGCACGAUGAGUUUGUGGAGUCAACUGAAGAGACCUCAUUGAAACAACAUCGGGGAAAUAUCAUCAACCAUCAAAAGUCUCAACAAAAUUGCUUCUCUAAUACUCUUGGUUCACUGGAAGACUUGGUCAGUUCAAUGAUGAAGCAGGAGCAAGAUAGGAUGAAAUUAUUGAAUGGAGACCUCAUUUGCGAUAAUUACUCUGGUGGGGUAUCUAUGUGAUAACAGGUUCAUGCCAUCCUCGUUGAUGAAUUUUGUAGAAUGACAAGUCUCACUUCGUUGUGUUUAUUGUUUAAGCAGUUUUGUCUUCUUGUAGUUAUAUAGGGUUUAGCUUCUCUAGAUUUCUUCCAUUAAGGGCUUUUCUUGUUUUAUACAAAUGCAUUGUUGUCCACGGGUUCACCCAUGCAUUAUGGAGUUAUUAAUCGCGUCGUUUAAUUUACGUAGAUAUGUUGGCCAGCAAAUUUAUUAGGGAUCCAUAAAUAAGAUUAUAAUGACUAUGAUGACAAUAAACACUUAUUCCCCCAUUUAUGCUUGGAAGUACUUUGUCCCACUAAAAUGUAUGCAUUUAAUGUAACUCGUUGUUGUAGCAAUAAAUGCAAUCUUGUGUGGCAUGCAACAUCACAUACUUUUAUAUAUACAUACAUGUGUUUGGAUU